Linnemannia hyalina is the source of this 1065-nucleotide messenger RNA. The record is from the annotation of a GenBank genome assembly. Lineage: Eukaryota; Fungi; Mortierellomycota; Mortierellomycetes; Mortierellales; Mortierellaceae.
AUGAACAUCAUCCCCAUCGGAGGACACCUCAUACACGAAUCCUUUGUGCUCCCGGACUACUCGUGCUCGGACGGGGAUAAUGUUAGUAUCGACACGAAGUAUGUCCGCCUGGUGCCUGGAUUGAACUUUGAGUACAAGGCUGUUGAGGAAGUUAUGGGAAACAUUGUAGUCAACGAAUCGGACACAUGGGACGAAAAAGGGAUCAGGAUCGUCGUCAUCAAAAAGGCAUACUCCACAAAAUCCCUCGACCAAAUCUCCCACACCCUCGAAAACAUCAACGGCACCACCGUCUCGCGGGUUCAUCUCAAAGAUACGCUUAGCAAGGACCAAAAGGAGAAGAUUGCCUUUCAUGGGGGCUGUCUUCGUGCUGAUGUUCAGAUCACCUACCCUCGCGCCUCGUCUUCUUUUGUUUCUCGGACUGAGGGCGAGAGUGUAGUUGCUGCGACUGGGCCUGGAUCUGUACGGGAUUUGGGAGCGCUGAGUCUGAGCACCACCAUGGGCGAGAUCUCGGUCAAGUUGGCGUCGAGAGGAGAGGAGGCUUACAGUCUGAACUCUUUCGGAGUCAAAGUCGUGCAUGGAGAUGUGGAUGUUAGUAACUUGGUCGUGGUCAAGAAGACGCAUGUCGAGAUUGUCAAUGGUCAGGUCUUGGCGGAUUUGACGACUGCGGGAGCUGUCAAGGUCGAUAUGGUCAAUGGAGGUAUUGUGUUGGCGAUUGAGUCUGCAGCACCCCGGACAAAGCUGAUGUUGGGACGUGGUGUUGGUGGUGGUUGGGCGCCUGAAAAUCUGGAUGUGGAGGCCAAUGCGGUCAAUGGACCCGUCAGUGUCACCUUUAGGAACCAUUUCCAUGGCCAUUUCACGCUAGAGAGCCAAGUCGGGUCGACAUCCUUCACGGUCCCAGCGGGCGACAGAAAGACGACCCCCACCAACCCAAGCGGUAAGCACGAGGGAUGGGUCUCCGAGGACGGUAAAGAGCCUCUCUCUGCGCUUCCCAGACUUGUUGUCAAGACUGCCAUUGGCACCAUCAAAGUCAAGGUCGAGCCCAAUAACAAAUAUACCAGCCCUUGA